UCAUCAAUCAUCAUCAUCAUCAUCAUCAUCAUCAUCAUCGUCAUCAUCAUCAUCAUCAUCAUCAUCAGUUUUGUCCACUUCGCCAAUUCAUUAUAUCGAAGUACCAUUCCUCCACAUUCUUCGUACAUUGCAAAAGCCGUGCUAUUUUCUAUUCUGUGAUAACGCUCUCAAACAGCGAAAGUCGUAAGUAAUUCAUUAUUCUAAUAACUCUUCACGGUGACUAUAAAUUGGUUUUGGAGGCAAAAAAGAAAGCAUUGACGUUUUUACAACAGCAACUAAAGAGUAACGGAUGUGCAUUGUAAGGCAAGGAGCUGGGACUCUGGCAUUUUAAGAGGAGGUGGCUGUAGAGGAGGUGCAACGGAACAUGGUUAGCAGAGAUCGACUGGUACUGCUUUGUUUUCUCGUCAUCUUUACAGCCAGUCAUUUUGUUGAAGGGACUGGAUCCGAGCAUGACUUGAAGAAGAAGCUGAUUACAAACUAUUUAAAAACAAUUAGGCCAGUCAAGAACCACAGCAACCCAGUUGAUGUUAAAUUUGAUAUUGCCUUGAGAGCAGUCCUUGAUUUGGAGGAGAAAAAACAAGUUCUCUCUACUAGUUCGUGGAUUCGAAUUUACUGGAAAGACGAGAAUUUGGUUUGGGAUCCAAAAAACUACAGCAACAUUAAAUCAAUUAAUUUUCUCGCAGAAGAAAUAUGGAAACCUGACGUGGUGCUUUAUAACAGCGUCGACAACGAUGGAGGUGGCAUUCUUGAUACGUCGAUGACAACAAACAUAAUCGUCAGUUCUGAUGGCUCCUGCUCUUGGUUUUGUCCGCUGAUCCUUCAAACAGAAUGUAGCGUCGAUAUCAAAUACUUUCCAUUUGACAGACAGGUUUGUCCAAUGCGAUUCGGUCUGUGGACAUACAACGGACUGAUGGUUAACUUCUCAAUCGUAAGAGACACAGGAGACACUAAAAAUCUGGUUCCAAGUGGCGAAUGGAAUCUUGAAGCCAUGCCUGGUAGGCGCAAAGUCUUCUUUUAUGAUUGUUGUCCAAAUGUGCCAUACCCUGUCAUUGAUUAUGACGUCAUAAUCAUCAGACGAACAAGCUUUUAUUUGCUGAAUUUGAUUUGGCCUGGAAUAUUGAUUGCCGUACUGGCGGCCAUCACCUUCCUUCUCCCGCCGGAAAGUGGCGAAAGAAUUGGCCUAGGUAUUACAAAUCUACUGGCCAUGAUGGUGUUUCUCCUGCUUAUUUCUGAAAGCAUACCGCCAACAAGUGAUGCUGUGCCACUUGCAAGCAACUUCUUCAGCGUUGUUCUUGUCCUCUCCGCUUUGGCGCUAAUCGAGAGUUGCAUCGUCAUCAAAUUUCUGCAUUACAGCAACUCGGACGUCAGCGAAGUGCCACGAUUUGUUCGUUAUUUCAUAAACGAUUUAUUGGCAAGGUUAGUCUGCGUUGAUGGCAGCAGCAAGAAGCGGAAUUCGGUGGACCUCCAUGAACCAAAGGGGGUGGAAAACCCUAUUAUGAAAAGAAUUUCUUAUGGUGAUAUUGCUCUUCACAAAAACAACCCUUAUGGUGAUAAAGCUGUUCACAAGAUCAAAGCUUCACGGGAGGAAGAAAGCGACCUCAAGUUAGUUCGCCGAGCCCAAGUCCAGAUGAGCGUUGCUGAAAUGGAAAUCGCCGAAGGAGUAAAGAAGAUUGUUUCAACCAUAACAAACCAAGAGAGGGCAGAGGAUGCAAAAGCAGAAUGGCGCAGGGCUGUGCAGGUUGUCGAUAGGUUGUCCACCAUUGUGUUUCUGCUUGCACUUAUUGGCGGAUGUGCUGGAAUAUUUGCUUCUUCACCGCGAUUCUACGUUGCGUAAUCAUAGGAUGGCCUACUUUGAUUAAACGUAUUUUCUUAUGAGGGUUCAGUGUUCGAAUAUGUAGAUGUGUUUAUUUUUUUAAUGAGAACAAAAUUGUUUGUAUACCCAGUGUUUGAGGCUGAUUUUCUUCUGAGAAACUGUCAAUAUGAACCAGUAUUAAAAAAUAAAGAGGCUCAGAUGACACUUUACAUUAAAACAUUUUUGUCUUAGCUUCUUUUGCUUUUAUUGUGGUGUACAAGGUGUUUUCAUUUCCUCAUUGGUAACUGCCCAGGAGCAUUUGUUUCUUCUUCGUGCUUUAGCGUGUGAUCAUUGUCUCAAGGCAUUCGUUGACACAAUAGAAUUAUCCAUAAAUAAACAGUAAGUGCACUGCGAAGGAGUAAACGUCUUUAUAUUGAAAGUUACGUUCUUGUGAUUGUAUUCAUUCGAAAGUUUACUCGAACUCUUCGAUAUCCUCUUUAUGAAUUAUGAAUACUGGAUUUUUAUUUGCCUUUAUCAUCUUGAAGUAGUGCGUUGAAUAACAUUCAUUUAGCGUUUAUAAUAUUUGCUUCGUUCGUGACGUUAUUAAAAGAAAUUGGUUUUGUACGAUAAAAAUUUUUUUUUACAUUUUGCCUGUCAGUCUAUCAAGUUAAAAGGUAGUCUCGUACUCUCAGAUUGGAAUCCUUUCAAGGGCAGGGCAACACCUCUGUGACAAUGGCAGGGUGUCUAGUUCCUGUUCUCGCGGUUGAUGGCUACCCUUUCUGUGGCCACCCACUACUCAAAUACUACUUUUUAGACAAGGACCUAGCUGGAUGUUGCAAAGGCUUAUCAAUUUAUAAAGACUGAAUUCAAGUUUUAAAAGAACCUCCAAAUCUCUCCCAGUGUAUCUACAACCAUUCAAUAUAUGAAGAAUAGUGAAGAUUUUUCGUUUAUUAGAGGCAAUUAAAUUGAAUAAAGAAGACGUUCAACGAAAAUUUUGUUAACCGAAGUUGUCUUCUCAAUUGCUUUCCCUCGCAAAGCUAAGUUGUCUUGAAGCAAAAUGUGACUUA
Rhopilema esculentum is the source of this 2859-nucleotide messenger RNA. RefSeq names its product neuronal acetylcholine receptor subunit alpha-7. The record is from RefSeq and is a predicted model, not a curated record. Gene Ontology annotation, cellular component: membrane. Lineage: Eukaryota; Metazoa; Cnidaria; Scyphozoa; Rhizostomeae; Rhizostomatidae. Gene Ontology annotation, biological process: monoatomic ion transmembrane transport. Gene Ontology annotation, molecular function: extracellular ligand-gated monoatomic ion channel activity; transmembrane signaling receptor activity.